CGAUUCAAACAAAGUCAACAGUCAGCUGGUAGGUAACGAAUGAAAACAUUACAAAUAGUAGGUACAGUACAAUGUCAUAAAACACACAAGUGAAAGUCUUUGUCUUCCUAAAUAAAGUAACUUUAAUCAGUUAAAGAUCAUAUCAACGCCAUAUAACCAUGUACUCAGCUUAAUAAGUCGAAAUAAAAAUAAACAAAUAGCCAUAAUAACAAAAAUAUAACCUCAAAACCUGUGAAGUAAUAAUAGAGAAAAUGUUGAAAGUUUUAAGAUUUGCAGCGACUGCGGUGUUGUUGUUUACAGCCUAUUUCGGCGAUGUAAUAGUGUUUCGGUCGAGAUAUUCAAACUCCUUGCUAUUUCGGGCGAUUUGCGACGUUUUAGUGCAUGGAAGUUUAGGGUUUUUUUCUUCAAUAAUUUUUUUUAGUAUUGAUAAUAAUUAUUUCUCACUGGAAUAUGAUGGGACGCUACAUAUAGUUCUAUGCACAUUUUUCUCGUCCAUUAUCGAUAUUGAUCAUGUUUUCGUGGCUAAAUCGAUAUAUUUGAAGGAUAUGGUCAACUUGAAACACCGAGGUGUAUUCCACUGUACAACAUUUUGGCUUGCGCUGACUGCGUUACUACUUCUUUACAGUUAUAUAAAAAAAAGAAUAGAAGUGUACAUGUUCAGUUUCAUGAUCGUCCUUGCAUACAUCACACAUCAUCUGCGGGAUGGAACGAGACGAGGAAUAUGGCUGUACCCCUUGGGAUCAACGCCACCUGUUGAUAAAAAGUUGUACUAUUUCAUACUAGGCACUUUUCCGCAUGUCAGUGCCAUGUUGUUUAAAAGAUAUAAACGGUAUUUUAAUUAUCCUACUUUAGAAGACACUUUCACUGUAUAAUUUAUUUGUAGACACAGGAGUGUAUGUGUAGACACAAUUUUCAGUAGUCAAAUGAUCUUCUAGUUUAUUUGAAGUCUCGACAUAGAUAACGACAAAAGGUGGUCGCUAAAUCGAUAACUUCUUUAUUGUAGAUUUCAACCUUAUCUUUUUGGAUUUAGUUGAAAAUUUGUUCGUGAUAAUAUUUAUUAUUCUUUAUUCUAUGCUGACUUAGCGAUCAAUUUCUGUCGUAAUUGCUGUCGAGACUCCAGUCCAUUUUUAUAUUACCUAAUUGUUUAUUGGUUUGAUUGAUACUGAAAGUGUAAUAUAUGAACUGUAAUAUUGAAUAAAAAUUGUGAUUCACAAGGGAGCUUAAUGAUAAAUACUAGACAAUUUCAUAAAUACUGCAUUUUUUGGUAAUGAAUUCAUUCAAAAAUUAUUUGCACCUACCUGUUUUGAAUUGCAUAGCUGGGUUUUGAAUCAAAGAUCUCAAAUUCUCAAAUUAGAAGUAGUAUAUUUUGCAAUGUUUGAAUCAAAUUAGUCAAUAUAGAAUAUUAUGUUGUUGCUUCUUAAUAUUAUAAAUAAGUUUAAAUAAUUAAAAAAUAACAAACGCAAGAUUUUAAAUUGUAGUUUGUUAAUGUGUGUUUAAUUCAGGGUUUGCCCUCUUGACAUUUAUAACUGUACUCUACUGUAAACUGUAAAAGAAAUAUAAAAUUUGAUUCAAACAUUGCAAAAUAUGUUUGAAUCAAAUUAGUCAAUAUAGAAUAUUAUGUUGUUGCUUCUUAAUAUUAUAAAUAAGUUUAAAUAAUUAAAAAAUAACAAACGCAAGAUUUUAAAUUGUAGUUUGUUAAUGUGUGUUUAAUUCAGGGUUUGCCCUCUUGACAUUUAUAACUGUACUCUACUGUAAACUGUAAAAGAAAUAUAAAAUUUGAUUCAAACAUUGCAAAAUAUGUUUGAAUCAAAUUAGUCAAUAUAGAAUAUUAUGUUGUUGCUUCUUAAUAUUAUAAAUAAGUUUAAAUAAUUAAAAAAUAACAAACGCAAGAUUUUAAAUUGUAGUUUGUUAAUGUGUGUUUAAUUCAGGGUUUGCCCUCUUGACAUUUAUAACUGUACUCUACUGUAAACUGUAAAAGAAAUAUAAA
Messenger RNA from Spodoptera litura, 1987 nucleotides. Its product is annotated as transmembrane protein 267. The record is from RefSeq and is a predicted model, not a curated record. Lineage: Eukaryota; Metazoa; Arthropoda; Insecta; Lepidoptera; Noctuidae.